CACAUACUUGAAACUCAUGAACAAGGAACUCCCGUGAAAGCAGCUGGGCGGCCAUUGGGGGAAAAGUGUACGGACAAGCUAAAUUGUCAUCUUCAACCUAGCUCGUAGCAUGUGUGCAAAAUGAGUUAAAUUCGUCAUAAUCUUUAGUUUGGCUAGAUGAUUCACUUUAAAGAUCUGUAUUUAGUAUUUGAAUAUCUGUUCAUGCGUUUCACUGAAUUUCCAGCAUGGGCGAUGGCAGUGUCAUACCCAAGUUCGGUAGUAUGAAGGCUUUGCUUGGGAUAGUCGCCGGGGCUGGAGCCUCCUACGGGAUUUAUAAACUUCUCAGUGUAACUAGCUUCAAGGAAAAUAAAAAAAGUGCCUACAGCGAAAGUCAUGGCCCCAAGAAUAACUCACCCGGUGGUAUAGUUCUGCAGCCAGGGAGCUUGUUAGCUAAGGUGUCCGGGUUGGAUGUGGUUCGUGGAGGCGAAAGUCAGGCCGUGGAUGUUGCAUCAAGUGACAUCAUCUCUAGAUCACCUGGAAGCCUGGAGCCACAACACCUGAAGAUGCUCCUGUCACUUCUUCAGGGCAGCCCCAACCCCUCUGACAGAGCCCAGAUCCUCAUCACUUUAGGAAAUACUGCUGCCUUCACUGUAAACCAGGAUCUCAUCCGUGAGUUUGGGGGCCUUCACGUCAUAGCUGGCUUCCUGUCAGAUCCUGUGCCAGAAGUCAGAGUGCAGACUCUAAAUGCCUUGAAUAACCUGAGCAUGAACCUUAGGAAUCAAGAGCAACUGAAGGUGUACGUGGCCCAGGUUCUGGAACUAAUCGAGAUGUCUCCGGUGAACUCUGACCUCCAGAUGGCUGCCCUCCGGCUGCUGACCAACCUGUCUGUCACAGAUGACCACCACCAGCUACUCAGGGGGUCCAUCACCCUCCUCCUUUCUCUGCUCGUUGUUAGCAAUCAAGUGUUACAGAUCCAAGUUUUAAAAGUGCUUGUGAAUUUAUCCUCCAAUCCUGAUAUGAUGGAUGACAUAGUGCAAGCUCAGGCUCCAGCCGCUGUGGUGCUGCUGUUUGACGUGCGGACCAGCUCGGCGGUUCUCCUGCGGCUGCUGAUGUUUGCAGGGAACUUGAAGGCCUGGAGGCCUUCUGCCCAGGUGGCGGAGGCCCUGAGGAGGAGACAGGAUGGCCUGUACCGGGUCCUGCUGGAUGAGUCCUCCCAGCUCCAAAGCAAACUGAUCCAGCUGCUCUCUCACCCCGACGGCGAGGUCCGAGCCCAGGUGGCCCGUGUCCUCUUGUAGACCCCCAUACCGAACCUCAAAUCCCGACACAACCUCUCUUACCUACAUUAUUAAUUUAACCUCCAACUCCAACUUGAUUUUUCCCAACCUUGACUCCUUUAACCUCCAGCUCCUCCAAUCUUCCUAAUCCCCAGUCCUCCUAAAUCAUGCCACCAAACAUACAUCCUACUUUCAAACCUCCACCCUCUUACCUUCAAAUCAAAUCAAAUGUAUUUAUAUAGCCCUUCGUACAUCAGCUGAUAUCUCAAAGUGCUGUACAGAAACCCAGCCUAAAACCUUCACAACCAGACUUAAUCAAUCUGCCCAGGCCUGCCCGUGCCUUCAAACACCACCCUGCCCUUCACGCCUUCUGCCAAUUUCCACCCAAUCUGUGUCCUACUUCUCCACUCCAAACCUCAACCAAACCAUCAUAAACCUUCACUUCAGUAAAGUCCCCUACAGCCAUUGGAAAUCUAUCCAAUUAUCUACCGAUCAGUGAUCAUGAAGGAAGGAAGGAGGUGAGGUGGAGAGGAAGCCAUUUAAUAGUAUUGAGACUCGGGCCACCUCUCCCUCCCCUCCCACUCCUCCUUCACUUAGGCUGUAAUUUUAGGCUGUAUUUAAAGAGGCAGUGCUCCACUUCCACUGUGUCUUUCUCUUUCCUGAGAACAUGUUGUCCACUUUCUCCUGUUCUAGGCGAAGCCCCUUAACUGAAACCCACUGCCAAAACCUUUCAAGCAAGGAGAAUGUGUCAGUAAUAUGCCCUCCAACACCUCACCCAACUAACUGCCCCUGCGUGGUGUGCUGUGCAUAUGUAAUGGAGUUGGUUUGGUGAACCACACUUGCAUGAUGCGUAAACUUUCCUGAGAGCUGAAGACUUGCAAUUGCUCCCUGACCUAAUACCUAGGCUUUAACAGAGUGGGCUAACACAUCUUGUGGAGGAGACAAUCUGGAGAGGCUGGCCAAUCGUUACUGUACUUUGAAGUUACUUGAUGCACACAAUUUGAAUGCCUUAUUGACACCAGUACAGGGAUACACAGCUCCAGUCUUCGACUGUCAAGUCUUGCCCUCUUAAACUAUCAAUCAGUAACUGAUUUACACCUGGGAAUCAAAGGUCAAGUUAGGUAUAUCUGAAAUGUGUGCACUAGCAGCUUAACGCUUUCAAGCGGAAGGAGUACUCCCUGCAGACUGCUUAAAUAAAUUAUAGGCUGAAACAUUCCGUGACUUGAAUUGUUUGUUUAAAGCACUGAGAUAAGAAAGACGACAACCAGCUCGUCUCAGGCUUCCUAUAAAAUCAUACAGCUGUUGAAUGAGACUGAGCCAGGUCCGACCUGAGAGGACUGGAGUUAUGGACCCCUGGUGCUGGUGUGUCACACACCGUAGACCGUUUACAGAGGAGCGAGGGAGACUACUGUCACUGAUCUCUUGUUUGUAUGACUCAAUAAAUGUCAAUGGGGUUUUCCCUGAUCCAACAACAUUCACAUCAUCCAAAUGGGAUUUUUUAGCAUUGAUCUCAUAAGACAUGAGCUGAGGCUGAUUUGAAGUAUAGGCUGCACUGUACUAGGUUUCUCCAACUCCCAGCACCUAGUUCAGGUAACCGUGGCCAGAUUGAAGACCAUGACUGGUUCAGUGUUUCCCCUACCCAUUGUUCCCCCCCCCCCCCCCCCCCCCCCUCCCCCCUGUAUAGUUGUUCCCUGUCUCAACAAUUUAGGUGCCAAAAGGACUGGAUGUGGCAUUGGGGGCCUUUGCGCCCCACCUGGAAAGUCAUCUAGGGGGAAGACUGGAUAAAUAUAUAUUUUUUUAGAUAGGUGUGUCAGUGCUGGUCUGGAACAAAAGCCUGCACACCCAGAAUUUCUCUGGGACUGGAGUUAGACCUCUCUGGUCUGUACAAAUGCUGCAAAAUUCUGAUGUCGAGAGACUCCGUGUCAGACCCAAAACUAUCUCUUCUCCCAGGCUUUUGUGUUUUAGAGCAGAGAUGGGAAGAUGGUACUGAUUAAAAAUACCCACCAACGGUAGCAUCCCCUUGUGUAAAGCUUAUCUGCUACAGUUAUUCAGGAAAUAUUUAUUUUGGAUGAUUCAAUUGUUUCUUGUUUCAACCCAGUUUUGGCCUUCUUAAUGUAUAGAUUUGUUUGUUUUACAUUUGUGAGUAAAUAUGUUUUAUUUUAAAGGUGA
Oncorhynchus kisutch (coho salmon) is the source of this 3422-nucleotide messenger RNA. RefSeq names its product armadillo repeat containing 10 (gene armc10). The transcript is spliced from 6 exons. The record is from RefSeq and is a predicted model, not a curated record. Lineage: Eukaryota; Metazoa; Chordata; Actinopteri; Salmoniformes; Salmonidae. Bases 225 to 1274 code for a protein of 349 amino acids. Gene Ontology annotation, cellular component: mitochondrion.